Messenger RNA from Aspergillus candidus, 1296 nucleotides. RefSeq lists its product as uncharacterized. NCBI's taxonomy places the organism in Eukaryota, Fungi, Ascomycota, Eurotiomycetes, Eurotiales, Aspergillaceae. Bases 1 to 1296 code for a protein of 431 amino acids. The record is from RefSeq and is a predicted model, not a curated record. Gene Ontology annotation, molecular function: medium-chain fatty acid-CoA ligase activity. The transcript has 3 exons. Gene Ontology annotation, biological process: fatty acid metabolic process.
AUGCCUUCCUCUCAUCCCCCGAUCAAUCCUGAGUAUGGCGACAGCGAAGCCCGCGUGUUGCUUCAGCGCAUCCAGCCAUCACUCCUUCUGACGUCCUCCGGACGUGCAGCGAAUGGGGCUGCAAAUGGUUUGGGAAUCCGCGUGGCGCAAUGUCUCUGGGAUGCAAAAACCCGGUUCGUCCUGCUAGAGCCCUCAGGCAGCAUGUCGGCACCUCGACCGAUGACGCACCUGUGUUCACCGGCCCCAGACGACGGCGCACUGAUGCUCUUUACAAGCGGCACCACCGGUACGCCCAAGGGCAUCAUCCUCACCCAUCAGAACCUGUUGACUGCCGUGCGUAUCCUCAUCCGCGCCCAGUCGCUGUCGCCGACGGAUCGAUGUGCAAUCAUCACGCCUCUCUUUCACGUUGCUGGUGUCGGCAUUUUACUUCUCUCGACUCUGUUUUCGGGUGGUGCAGCGGUCAUUCCCGCUUCACUGUCUGGGGCAUUCUGGUCGCAGCUGGAGGAGCAUGCGGUGACAUGGUUCCACGGUGUGCCUACACUCCACCGAUUGUUGCUCACGUUUCCCCGGCCGCCGAACAUGAGACGGCUGCGGUUUGUGUCAUCCGGCGGCAGCUCCCUGGCCCAAGAUACCUUGCAUCAUCUCGAGACCGAGCUGGGGAGCCCUGUGCUUGAAAGGUACGGCAUGACCGAGACUGCACCGGGCAUCUUUUGCAACAGCACCGAUCGACCACGCCGUUCCUCAUGCUACCCCAUCCCACCAGAAGUUACCGUUCGAAUCCUGCACUCCAGCGCGGGUAGUGGCACUCCAUCAUUGACAGACUCCGUCGGAAUUGCCGGUGAAGUCUGCCUCAAGGGGGCGAAUGUAAUGGAGGGCUACGUGGAUAAUGCGGAUGCCAAUGCUGAUGCCUUCGUCGACGGCUUCUUCCGAACAGGUGACCUGGGACGACUUGAAUCCGAUGGCUAUCUCCGUCUUGUAGGCCGAAUCAAGGAAGUCAUCAACAAAGGAGGCGAGAAGAUCGAUCCCACAGAGGUCGAACAUCUGCUGCUGGGACAUGAAUCCAUCCGUGAUGUGGCGUGCUUUCGCGUCUCGGAUGAGAUGUAUGGCGAACAUAUUGGCGCUGCCAUUGUCCUCAAAGCUGGGUGCCAGCUCAAGCCACUGGAAGUCAAGAAGCACGUCCGGAACAAUGCCAUAGGCUUCAAGGUCCCUAAAAAGGUUGUAUUUCUGGAUACGAUUCCGUGUAAUCGGACGGGCAAGUAUCAGCGCGUCUUGCUCUCCCAGCAAUACGGAGGAUGA